AUGACCCUCUUCCGACGACUCUCUACCGUCUCAUGCUUUUACUGCCUCAGUCUUAUCGACCCUUCCCACCCGUCCUCAAGUCGUGCGGGUGCGUUCGACCCUAGCUCGUUUCGCUGUCCAUACUGUGGUUGUUGGAACCGCUAUGACGCACGCGGUCAAAUUAUCAGCGACGAACCUGCUCAAUAUGAUGAACGGUUAAAUAUUGACAGCUUCUCCAAGCGCGGUCUACCAGACCGCAACCAACUCCCAUCACUAGCAGGACAGCGCACAUCCAGCCUGUUCUGCCGUGCCUGCCAAACAAACCAAACACUCCUCAUCAACCUACGCGCCGCCUACCUCCCCGAGCCAGGCGAUCCAUCAUACUCCACGCGUGUCGCACAGCUACCCACGUACAUAGCUUCACUACAGACGCGCUACCCGCCCGUGUGUCCGUCCUGUCAACCCGCUGUUGACGCUGAGAUUGCUAGGAAGAACGAAUAUGCUCGUACACGCGCGCUGGGUGGUGCGUUGAGGUCGAGUGUUACUCGCCCAUCGUCAAGAACAGGAGGAGCUAGAGAUGUAACUAAAGUCAGCCGCACUAGACUUCGGUCAUGGCGAAUACGUGGCAUAUUGUGGAGUAUAAGUUAUUUAGCCGCCAUCCUAGCCAAUGCUGCAGGUGUUUUCCACCUUAGCAUCCCCUCGCAUCUUAACAGGCUAAUUCCUGUAUUACCAUUUCUAAUUUUCAUUUCUAUCAUUUGGACGUUCUGGGAUCCUACGUAUUCAUUACAACAAAAAUCUCAGCUUCAAGGGAGGCAAGUCCGAGUCGGUGGCCGUCAGCAAUAUAUUUUUCUUCAAGGCCUAACUUGGAUAUCAAGGCUAUCAACAUCCAUAUUGUUACUAUCUUCUUCGAUUAGCAGAGAAUGGGAUUUCCUACAUCUGUGGACACGAAACUCCCUUGAUAGGAAUUCGAGAAGAGAGUUAUAUUUCGGUGCUGCCUUGGCUCUAGAGUUAACGAUUCUCGUUCUAUCUUACUUCUCCAUCACCAUCCAUAAACCCGCUCCAAUCCGACUGAUAGACACCUCAGUCCAACGGGCGUUCUCCGAACCUCCACAUAAAUCAUCAACGUCGGCGAACGAUAACAGCUCAAAAAAUGGGCCGUCAACUUCCUCAUACGCCGUCCACCAUGGACCAGAUCCAGAACCAGACAUAUUCGCUUCACUCUCACUAUCCGCAAAUCCUAUCAUCACACCUACACCUACACCUGCCAGUGUGAACCCGAUGUUCGGGAGGCCCUCGUUUGUACUUGGUGGUAAUAAGGCGGCUAGUUCUAGUAACCUGCAAUCGAGUUUCGCUGAUGAUGAAGAGGAUGAACGUGAGGAAGAUGGCUUUCCUCUUGGGACACGUCGGCGAGAUCCAGAUGCAAUGGAUUGGGAACCAGCGAGCCCUGUUAAGGAACUAACGAAACAUACAAGCGGCUCGAAAGACGACGGGACGUGGCUCCGUCAACAACGCUUCUUCCCCCCAGAAGAACCAACGGGACUCGAGAACCUCCUUAUGCGUACGCGUCUAAUGGACGAAGAUGAUCCUUCACGUCAUUCACGUGCGGGGAUGCAGAGAGAUGGAAGAACGGGAAGAAUGGAAAGGCGGUGGCAAUGGCAUUGGGGAUGGGUGUAUUCCGUUUCUGUGUUACCCGUCGUUGCUAUUCUCGUUGCACUCUGGUUACGAUCGCGAAUGUAGAAUGUUGGACGGCCGCCGCCGUAUCACACCCUCC
Molecule: messenger RNA, 1750 nt
Organism: Fomitiporia mediterranea MF3/22
Lineage: Eukaryota; Fungi; Basidiomycota; Agaricomycetes; Hymenochaetales; Hymenochaetaceae
Exons: 5
Coding region: 1-1716 (571 amino acids)
Biological process (GO): nuclear inner membrane organization
Cellular component (GO): nuclear inner membrane; microtubule organizing center attachment site; mitotic spindle pole body
Source: RefSeq, a predicted model, not a curated record